AUGGUACUCAACCUCAUCGUUUCUGUCCCGGCUAAGUAUACCUCUAAUCUUCUCACACGUGCUGGUCUUACGGAUUGUAAGAUUGCCUCCACUCCCCUGGAGCCUCAGAGUUGUCUUACACCUCUUGAUGACACUAUUCUCUCUGAUGCUACCCUAUAUCGUCAGCUAGUUGACAGUCUUGUCUAUCUCACUGUUACUCGUCCUGAUAUUGCCUAUGCCAUUCAUAUUCUUCGUGCUUUUUUCGAUGCUGAUUGGACUGGAGAUCCUACUGACCGCCGCUCUACUACUGGCAAGAAACAAUCUCUUACUGCUCGUUCCAGUACCGAGGCUGAAUACCGUGCUCUUGCUGAUACUACUCAGGAGCUUCUUUGGCUUCUUGCUGACAUGGGUGUUACCCCCUCUGGUGCUACUGACCUCUUUUUGUGA
This is a messenger RNA of Camellia sinensis, 426 nucleotides long. NCBI's taxonomy places the organism in Eukaryota, Viridiplantae, Streptophyta, Magnoliopsida, Ericales, Theaceae. The record is from RefSeq and is a predicted model, not a curated record.